This is a messenger RNA of Labeo rohita (rohu), 4613 nucleotides long. It is a transcript of the gene dnajb14, whose product is annotated as DnaJ heat shock protein family (Hsp40) member B14. Gene Ontology annotation, biological process: cellular response to misfolded protein. Gene Ontology annotation, molecular function: Hsp70 protein binding. The record is from RefSeq and is a predicted model, not a curated record. Gene Ontology annotation, cellular component: endoplasmic reticulum membrane. Lineage: Eukaryota; Metazoa; Chordata; Actinopteri; Cypriniformes; Cyprinidae.
UUUAUUUAUUUCUUGGAAAGCGAAAGUGUUGGUCUGAAUCGGCAAUUUGGUGUUAGUCAGCUGGUAAAAUGAUGGAAGGAAACAGAGACGAAGCUGAAAAAUGUUUGAAUAUCGCUACCAAAGCCCUCAAGGAUGGCAAUAAAGACAAGGCUUUGAAAUUCCUCAACAAAGCAGAAAAACUCUAUCCAACCGAAAAAGCAAAAGUAUUGUUGGAAGCCUUGCUGAGGAAUGGUACCUCGACAGGGAACAGCACCGCAUUUAGCAGAAAGGCAUCAAAUGGAACAGACCCCGGAUACCAAACCCGACAUGAGACACAGAAACAGGACUCAGCACCUGCAGACUUAACAAAAGGAUUUACCAAGGAGCAAGCUGAAGGGGUACAAAGGAUAAAGAAGUGUAAAAACUACUAUGAGGUACUGGGUAUCAGAAAAGAUGCCAACGAUGAGGAACUGAAAAAGGCCUACAGAAAGCUUGCUUUGAAAUUCCACCCUGACAAAAACCAUGCGCCAGGAGCAACAGAGGCUUUUAAAAAGAUUGGAAAUGCAUAUGCAGUGCUCAGUAACCCAGACAAGAAGAGGCAAUAUGAUCUAAGUGGAGAAGAGGAUCUCAGCAGCCCAAAUUACAACACUCAUGGAGGAUUUGAUUUCCACAGAGGGUUUGAGUCUGAUAUUACGCCUGAAGACCUCUUUAACAUGUUCUUUGGAGGUGGCUUCUCCUCAUCGAACACGCAUGAAUUCACUAAUGGCCGAACACACAGUCACCAUACAGAUGAAACCAGAAGAGAGAGAGCGGAGGAGAGGGGAGAUGGUGGGUUCUCCAUGUUUAUUCAGCUGAUGCCGAUCGUUGUGCUGGUCUUGGUCUCAAUCCUCAGCCAGCUGCUGGUGUCCACACCACCUUAUAGCCUGUACUCCAGACCGUCCACAGGACAAACUGUUAAAAGACAAACAGAGAACCUGCAUGUGGACUAUUUUGUCACCAGAGAUUUCAAAUCAGAAUAUAAGGGCUCAGCUUUGCUGAAGAUAGAGAAGAGCGUAGAAGAGGAUUAUGUUUCUAAUGUGCGAAACAACUGCUGGAAGGAAAGACAGACAAAAACGGACCUACUGUAUGCUGCUAAGGUCUACCGAGACGAAAGACUACAGCGGAAAGCUGAGCUCAUGACUAUGGAGAACUGCAAAGAGCUGGAUAGAUUAAAUGACCUGUUCCGUGGAGGAUAAACCUGAAACUGAAACUAAUGGACUUUUCUGAAAAUAAGACACCAUAGGUAUAAAUGUAAAUAUUUAUUGUUUGAUUUUUUUUUUUUUUUUUUACAUUUAACUGAAGAGAGAAUACAUUACAAGUCUCCCAUCGUACACUGGAAUAGACUUCAUAGUCUAGCAAGUCAACUGAGAAAAGUUCAUUUGCCUUUUUUUUGUUUUUUUUUUAAUGUUUCUCUUUUAUGCCUGACUUAACUAAACAGUAAGAAAUGGGCUUAGAUGUUCUGUACUUCACAACAUUUUUCCUUCUUUUUGACUUUUGGUUUUAUUGAAUAAAUUGUCGCUCUCUUUAACUUGAAGACACCACUAUUUUAAAUCUUAAUGAAACUUAAAUUGUACAAAUAAAAUAAAAAAAUUUAAACAGAUGACUACUCUUUUGUUUGUCUUUAGAACACAAAUAAAUGUAUUUUUAAUAUUAUCUCCUUGUUUUUGUCCAUCCACUGCAAGUUCACACAACCAAAACUUUCACACAUCAAAAAGUGUAAAAAUAUAUUAUAAAAAUAUCCAUUUGAAUAGCGUUGGUUGAUAAACAUUGAUUAACGAUUGAUUCCUGAUGUGCGAGAACAAAACACUUUCUAAUUCUCUUGCAUCAAGCGAACACAGCUGAGCUUGAAUUAAUCCGCUCGAUUUAAAUGAAUUUGUUUUAUGAUCUCUUUUUGUAUCAGUGUAAAGUUUUGGUUGUGUGGACUUUCAGUAGAUGGACAAAAAAGAAAAGAAAACUUUACUUGUGUUCUGAAGAAGAACAUAAGUCUUACAGGUUUAAAAUGAUAUUAGGGUGAGUAAAUAAUGACAAAAGUUUAAUUUUUGGUAAACUAUCCUUUUGAAGAACCAGAACAGUUCUUCUUUGUUAAAUCAUUUAUACAAAAUGAUUAUACUCUCUGAAAUACUAUUAAUUAAUGCUAAUGUUUUCUAACCUGUAAUUUUUGAGAUAUAACAUCCAUCCUGGUGAAGUACAAAAGAUAAGCAGAACAUGCCACUAAAUUGGCAUUUUAAAUUUGGCAUCUACACUCUUAAAAAUACAGGUUCCAAAAGUUGUUUUUACAGCAAUGUCAUAGAAGAACCAGUUAUGGUUCCCCAAAGAACCUUUCAGUGAACAGAGAACCAUCUUUUUUCAUAGUGUGAAGAAAAUUUUGAUAAUCUAAAGACCAGUUUUCCACUGUAAAGAACCUUUUGUGGAGUGAAAAGGUUUCAUGGAUGGUAAAGGUUCUUUGUGGAACCAUUGAUGCCAAUAAUGAACCGUUAUUUUUAAGAGUAUAAUGAAACAGUAUUGAUAGUUUUUGAGAAAAAACAAAAGUCAGACUAGAAAUUAUUGUACAGUAACCCACCUCGUCAAAACUUUUUUCAGAUUAUUUAUUUUAUAUCACAAUCAGGGCCAUUGCUAGUGGGGAGAAAGCUGGUGACAAUUCUAGGGGUCCAUGGCUGUCCCAUGGCCCCGAUGAUUUCAACCUUUUUUUGGAUGGUUUAGCCAUUGAAGCGCAAGAUGAUGUGAACAACCUUAAUUCAGUGUCCUGCACAGCAUGCACACAAAGAUCUGUGACGCACAGCCUAUGAACACUGUUAUGAGUUCUCUUUUGCAUUUUAUUGCGCUUGAAUGGACAAAUUCAUACAAAAUUAUGCACAAAUCUUGGUGAGUAUAUUCGAAAACUGUCAGUGACCGUUCCUAAUUUAACUUCUGUCAGUGUCCUAUAUGUAAAUCCAAGAAAAAAAGACUAAAUCACUCACUGCUCUAUAACUUAGAUUUAACAAGGAUUAUUUAAUUUAUUCAGUUAAGACUAUGCAAGGCUAUUUUACAUUUGUCAGUUCAAUUUCUGUACCUGAACACCAACAAACCUAAAAUAAUAAUAAUAAUAAUAAUAAUAAUAAUAAUAAUAAAUCACUAUUUAAUUUGUAUAUUUGUUAUAUUUGUACCAUUUAAAUGCACAAUUUCAAAUAGAGCUCACAGGUACUACCUGCACCAGGGCCCCACAUACCCCAGCUAUGGCCCUAAUCACAAUUUAAGCAUUUUUUUUAAACCAUAAAAUGCAUACAGGGGUUAAAAAUGAACAGUAUCCACCCUAUUCAUUAAUUUGUUCAUUCAUUCUCCCAUGACUUUCUUCUCAUUUACUUUACAUUUUUUAAAUUAAACAAAGGAAUUAGUUUUUAAUCACUCCUAGAAUGUACAUUAUGGUCAAAGCUGUAUGUGUUUAUUUGCUGUUAAUACCAUAAUAAAGUGGUAUUACACUAAUUAUAUUUUUCAAUUCUCUAACUAUUGUGUAAUUAAGUGGUAUUAUGUAAUUAAGUGGAUCAAAAUUAUUUUGGUUACAGUAAACAAAUGACCAAUACACAGCAACCACAAUAGUCUUAGCAAUCACACCCCAUUUAGGCCACUUGAAGGGCAGGAGUAAAACUGCCCCGUAACUCCAGUAAAUCUUUGUAACAGGAAAUGUGAUGUUUUACAAAGUGUAUCUUCAAGAGAAUUCUGAUAACAUAUAUGUUUUCUUGCAAAGAACAUAUUAUAUUUUUUAUAGUUAUAUGAAAUUAAGGUCAAGAAUUGCAAAUAAACAUGUACUGGAUAUUUUGGUGGGAAAUGAUAAUGAGAUAAUGAGUGAUAAUGGAAGUUUGAUAAACAAUAGGAAAAUUAAUAACCGUUUCCCAUUUCCUCUGUAAUGAUUUCACCCAUAAAUCUGUCAGCUCCCUUGCGAAAAUUAACCAUGGUUUUAUUUUAGUAAAAGUGUAGUAACCAUGUUUUUUUGGCAUAUUGAUUACCAUAUAACCACAGUUUUACUACAAAUACCAUGGUUAUUUAUUAUAGAUUUAUUACUAGAUUAUAUUUUUAUUUAACCUGUGUAUUUAACCUGUAAUUAUGUCUUAUUAGGCUAUUUAAGAUAUGUUUAGAUUAAGUCAAGUCACCUUUAUUUAUAUAGGGCUUUAUUCAUACGGACCAUGUGACGUCACUGUGCUUAAUCGUCGCCAUUUUUCUGUCUGCGCUACCUGUUUUAGUCUAUGGUCACAGCAGCCACAACUACCAGAAGAAGAUCAACGAAACACUCCCAGAAGGUUCACAGCAAGUUUACAAUAUGCCCAGAUAUGUUUUUCUGUUAGCUAUAACAACAGUCAUCAGAAAAAAAAACCCAACUACAAUUUUAUUCGAUCACAACAGUGCUUGAAGUGGGCCGGUGUGCAUAUAGUCUUUAGCAUAUCGGCACUUCUGACAUGUUGCCGGGACUCAGAGUCACAGCGUCAGUAUCUGGGUGAUUAGAAAUGACACUAUAUAAAUCACACUACCAGGAGCAGUCACCUCUCAUCUCGACAGUUAACAUGAAUGAAUGCAACCGGAGUCGGUCUGGGGUGCGAGAGCAUGUCAGUGGAGGCAGAGUAGUG